AUGGCGGAUCGCUCCUUCACCCUCAUCGUGGAGGCCUGGGACUGGGACAACGAUACCACCCCGAAUGAGGAGCUGCUGAUCGAGCGGGUGUCGCAUGCUGGCAUGAUCAACCCUGAGGACCGCUGGAAGAGCCUGCACUUCAGCGGCCACGUGGCGCACCUGGAGCUGCAGAUCCGUGUGCGCUGCGACGAGAACUACUACAGCGCCACCUGCAACAAAUUCUGCCGGCCCCGCAACGACUUUUUUGGCCACUAUACCUGCGACCAGUAUGGCAACAAGGCCUGCAUGGAUGGCUGGAUGGGGAAGGAGUGCAAGGAAGCCGUGUGUAAACAAGGGUGUAAUUUGCUCCACGGGGGAUGCACCGUGCCUGGGGAGUGCAGGUGCAGCUAUGGCUGGCAAGGGAGGUUCUGCGAUGAAUGUGUCCCAUACCCUGGCUGCGUGCACGGCAGCUGCGUGGAGCCCUGGCAGUGCAACUGUGAGACCAACUGGGGCGGCCUGCUCUGCGACAAAGACCUGAACUACUGUGGCAGCCAUCACCCCUGCACCAACGGAGGCACGUGCAUCAACGCUGAGCCCGACCAGUACCGCUGCACCUGCCCCGAUGGCUACUCAGGCAGGAACUGUGAGAAGGCUGAGCAUGCCUGCACCUCCAACCCAUGUGCCAACGGGGGCUCUUGCCAUGAGGUGCCGUCCGGCUUCGAAUGCCACUGCCCAUCUGGCUGGAGCGGGCCCACCUGUGCCCUUGACAUCGAUGAGUGUGCCUCAAACCCAUGUGCGGCCGGUGGCACCUGUGUGGACCAGGUGGACGGCUUCGAGUGCAUCUGCCCCGAGCAGUGGGUGGGGGCUACCUGCCAGCUGGACGCCAAUGAGUGUGAAGGGAAGCCGUGCCUUAACGCUUUUUCUUGCAAAAACCUGAUUGGCGGCUAUUACUGUGAUUGCAUCCCGGGCUGGAAGGGCAUCAACUGCCACAUCAACGUCAACGACUGUCGUGGGCAGUGUCAGCACGGGGGCACCUGCAAGGACCUGGUGAACGGGUACCAGUGCGUGUGCCCACGGGGCUUCGGAGGCCGGCACUGCGAGCUGGAACGAGAUGAGUGUGCUAGCAGCCCCUGCCACAGCGGCGGCCUCUGCGAGGACCUGGCUGACGGCUUCCGCUGCCACUGCCCCCAGGGCUUCUCCGGGCCUCUCUGUGAGGUGGAUGUCGACCUUUGUGAGCCGAGCCCCUGCCGGAACGGCGCUCGUUGCUAUAACCUAGAGGGUGACUAUUACUGUGCCUGCCCUGACGACUUUGGUGGCAAGAACUGCUCCGUGCCCCGUGAGCCGUGCCCUGGCGGGGCCUGCAGAGUGAUCGACGGCUGCGGGUCGGAUGCAGGGCCCGGGGCGCCUGGCACAGCAGCCUCCGGCGUGUGUGGCCCCCAUGGACGCUGCGUCAGCCAGCCAGGGGGCAACUUUUCCUGCGUCUGUGACAGUGGCUUUACUGGCACCUACUGCCAUGAGAACAUUGAUGACUGCCUGGGCCAGCCCUGCCGCAACGGGGGCACGUGCAUUGACGAGGUGGACGCCUUCCGCUGCUUCUGCCCCAGUGGCUGGGAGGGCGAGCUCUGCGACACCAAUCCCAACGACUGCCUUCCCGAUCCCUGCCACAGCCGCGGCCGCUGCUACGACCUGGUCAACGACUUCUACUGUGCGUGCGACGACGGCUGGAAGGGCAAGACCUGCCACUCACGCGAGUUCCAGUGCGACACGUACACCUGCAGCAACGGCGGGACCUGCUACGACAGCGGGGACACCUUCCGCUGCGUCUGCCCCCCCGGCUGGAAGGGCAGCACCUGCGCGGUUGCCAAGAACAGCAGCUGCCUGCCCAACCCCUGUGUGAACGGGGGCACCUGCGUGGGCAGCGGGGCCUCCUUCUCCUGCAUCUGCCGGGACGGCUGGGAGGGCCGCACUUGCACUCACAAUACCAACGACUGCAACCCUCUGCCUUGCUACAAUGGUGGCAUCUGUGUUGAUGGCGUCAACUGGUUCCGCUGCGAGUGUGCGGCUGGCUUCGCGGGACCUGACUGCCGCAUCAACAUUGACGAAUGCCAGUCCUCGCCCUGCGCCUAUGGGGCCACGUGUGUGGAUGAGAUCAACGGGUAUCGCUGUAGCUGCCCCCCCGGCCGAGCCGGCCCCCGGUGCCAGGAAGUGAUCGGGUUUGGGAGGUCCUGCUGGUCCCGGGGCACUCCGUUCCCACACGGAAGCUCCUGGGUGGAGGACUGCAACAGCUGCCGCUGCCUGGACGGCCGCCGUGACUGUAGCAAGGUGUGGUGCGGGUGGAAGCCUUGUCUGCUGGCCGGCCAGCCCGAGGCCCUGAGCGCCCAGUGCCCACCAGGGCAAAGGUGCCUGGAGAAGGCCCCAGGCCAGUGUCUGCGACCACCCUGUGAGGCCUGGGGGGAGUGCGGCACAGAAGAGCCACCGCGCACCCCCUGCCUGCCGCGCUCCGGCCACCUGGACAAUAACUGCGCCCGCCUCACCUUGCGUUUCAACCGUGACCAUGUGCCCCAGGGCACCACAGUGGGCGCCAUAUGCUCCGGGAUCCGCUCCCUGCCGGCUACGAGGGCUGUGGCACGGGACCGCCUGCUGGUGUUGCUCUGCGACCGGGCGUCCUCGGGGGCCAGUGCAGUGGAGGUGGCCGUGUCCUUCAGCCCUGCGAGGGACCUGCCUGACAGCAGCCUGAUCCAGGGCGCGGCCCACGCCAUCGUGGCCGCCAUCACCCAGCGGGGGAACGGCUCACUGCUCCUGGCCGUCACCGAGGUCAAGGUGGAGACAGUCGUUAUGGGCGGCUCUUCCACAGGUCUGCUGGUGCCCGUGCUGUGUUCUGCCUUCAGCGUGCUGUGGCUGGCGUGUGUGGUCCUGUGUGUGUGGUGGACACGCAAACGCAGGAAAGAGCGGGAGAGGAGCCGGCUGCCGCGGGAGGAGAGCACCAACAACCAGUGGGCCCCGCUCAACCCCAUCCGCAACCCCAUCGAACGGCCGGGGGGCGGCCCGUGGGGCGGCGGGGGCCACAAGGACGUGCUCUACCAGUGCAAGAACUUCACGCCGCCGCCGCGCAGGGCAGACGAGGCGCUGCCCGGGCCGGCUGGCCACGCGGGCGUCAGGGAGGACGAGGAGGACGAGGAUCUAGGCCGCGGUGAGGAGGACUCCCUGGAGGCGGAGAAGUUCCUCUCGCACAAAUUCACCAAAGACCCUGGCCGCUCGCCAGGGAGGCCGGCCCACUGGGCCUCGGGCCCCAAAGUGGACAACCGCGCGGCCAGGAGCAUCAAUGAGGCCCGCUACGCUGGCAAGGAGUAGGGGCGGCCACCAGCUGGGCCGGGACCCAGGGCCCUCGGUGGGAGCCAUGCCGUCUGCUGGACCUGGAGGCCAAGGCCAUGUGCAUAGUUUCUUUAUUUUGUGUAAAAAAACCACUAAAAACAAAAAACAAAUGUUUAUUUUCUACGUUUCUUUAACCUUGUAUAAAUUAUUCAGUAACUGUCAGGCCGAAAACAAUGGAGUAUUCUCGGAUAGUUGCUAUUUUUGUAAAGUUUCCGUGCGUGGCACUCGCUUACGGCAGGAGAGAGCAAAGGGUGUCUGCGUCCUCACCAAAUCGUAGCGUUUGUUACCAGAGGUUGUGCACUGUUUACAGAAUCUUCCUUUUAUUCCUCACUCGGGUUUCUCUGUGGCUCCAGGCCAAAGUGCUGGUGAGACCCAUGGCUGUGUUGGUGUGGCCCAUGGCUGUCGGUGGGACCCGUGGCUGAUGGUGUGGCCUGUGGCUGUCAGUGGGACUCGUGGCUGUCAGUGGGACCUGUGGCUGUCAGUGGGACCUACGGUGGUCGGUGGGACCCUGGUUAUUGAUGCGGCCCCGGCCUCCAGCACGGCCUGUGGCUGUUGGCGCACCUGUGGUUGUCAGUGGGGCCUGAGGUCAUCGGUGUGGCCUGAGGCUGGCAGGUCGACCUCGCGCUUGCUGGCCAGUCCGCCUUGCCUGCCGUCUGUGCUUCCUCCUGCCCAGAACGCCCGCUCCAGCGAUCUCUCCACUGUGCUUUCAGAAGUGCCCUUCCUGCUGCGCAGUUCUCCCCUCCUGGGAUGGCGGCAGUAUUGAAGCUUGUGACAAGUGCCUUCACACAGACCCCUCGCAACUGUCCACGCGUGCCGUGGCACCAGGCGCUGCCCACCUGCCAGCCCCGGCCGCCCCUCGUCGUGAAAGUGCAUUUUUGUAAAUGUGUACAUAUUAAAGGAAGCACUCUGUAUAUUUGAUUUAAUAACGUCAA
Molecule: messenger RNA, 4283 nt
Organism: Piliocolobus tephrosceles (Ugandan red Colobus)
Lineage: Eukaryota; Metazoa; Chordata; Mammalia; Primates; Cercopithecidae
Gene: JAG2
Product: jagged canonical Notch ligand 2
Exons: 25
Coding region: 1-3330 (1109 amino acids)
Biological process (GO): multicellular organism development; Notch signaling pathway; cell communication
Cellular component (GO): membrane
Molecular function (GO): calcium ion binding; Notch binding
Source: RefSeq, a predicted model, not a curated record